This is a messenger RNA of Amborella trichopoda, 612 nucleotides long. Lineage: Eukaryota; Viridiplantae; Streptophyta; Magnoliopsida; Amborellales; Amborellaceae. The record is from RefSeq and is a predicted model, not a curated record.
AUGGCAGAGGUUGCUAAAGGAUUAGAGAAACUCAUAAGCAAUGGUGUCAACUCCAAAUAUUUGACAGAAAAGUAUAUCCUUCCUCUUGAAGAACGACCCAAGUUCUCUUCCGAUGAAUCCCUUUCUGAAUCCAUUCCUGUAAUCGUUCUCAGUCGUGUUUCUGAUGGUUUAGGUCGACAAAAUAUUAUCUGGCAGAUCACUAAAGCCUCUGAAGACUAUGGAUUUUUUCAGAUCAUGAAUCAUGGGGUUCCAGAAGAUGUUAUUCAAGAAAUGCUAGGUGUUGCCUCAGAGUUUUUUGAGAUGCCCAUUGAAGAGAGAGCAAAGCUUUACUCUGAGGACCCCAAAACACAAGUAGCUAGCAAGUAUGUUCUUGAGAUCAAGGCAUUGAUACUAAAGCUCUUGGCUCUAUUAUCUGAAGGACUUGGGCUUGGUUCUGGUUAUUUGAAUGAAAAAUUUGGCAAGCAUAAUCAAAUACAGUUGAUAAAUUACUAUCCUCCAUGUCCAGAUCCCAACCUAACACUUGGUCUGCCAGGGCAUUCCGAUCCGAAUGGCAUUACAGUUUUUUUGCAAGAUGAAGUAGGAGGAUUGCAAGUGCUCAAAGAUGGAAAAUGA